Molecule: messenger RNA, 1170 nt
Organism: Schizophyllum commune H4-8
Lineage: Eukaryota; Fungi; Basidiomycota; Agaricomycetes; Agaricales; Schizophyllaceae
Exons: 12
Coding region: 1-1170 (389 amino acids)
Source: RefSeq, a predicted model, not a curated record
AUGAACUCAACAGCUGUUCCUCACUAUUCCCCUGGAGAGACUGUUGGCGCGCUUCUAGUGGGUGGGAUCGUUUCCACGGCCUUCUACGGCGUCCUGUUCAUGCAGACGUGCAUCUACUUCAGAAGAUAUCCGGAAGACAGCACUUAUCUGAAGGGCAUAGUACGUCGUCCGCAGAGACAGAUCUUGCAGACCGUAAACGUCGCAUUGAUCAGUCACGCAUUAUGGCACUACCUUGUUGUAAAUUAUGGCAAUUUCCCUUCCAUGGAGAAGUUGGAGUGUCAUGUUUCCAACCCUUACGAAUGCUACCUCCGCAACGCUCAUACAUCUGUUCUUCAUUCGCCAAGUAUUUAUAUUGAGCGGGAGGAAGUGGUUUCUCGCGUCGUUCAUCUUCCUGCUUUCCAUUACCCAAUGCGGUACGCUUUCUCUUCUCCGCAUAUGCGCUUCAUUAGCUCACAUAUACCCAUCAAAGCUUUGGGGUGGGCCCUUGCGCUCCUCGGGCUCAUCCCACAGAUAGCCCAAGAAUCUUCUGCCGUCAGGGCCAUCGUCCCCUCGUCCUUCGCCAUCACGGCGGGCACGGAUAUCAUAAUCACGGCGUCGCUGGUGUACUACUUGCAGUUCAGGAAGACAAAGAAUGAGCGGACCGACAGCGUCGUGAACAAGCUCAUCAUGAUGUCCGUCAACAAUGGCCUACUCAGCAGCACCAUCGCCUUCGGCGCUUUCAUCUGCGUCGUAGUCUGGGACGCGGGCUUCGUGACGAUUGCACUUUGCUCGUUGUUGGGGAAAGCCUACGGCAACUCUCUCCUCGGCAGCCUCAACAGCAGGCAGGCGCGCCGCGAGGAGUUAUCGGAGCAACUGCGCGGAAGCGGGUCGCGGGGGUCGCGGAGACAGGCGUCGAGGAAGGGUGGGAUGUCGUGGAUGGCGCAGAGUCGCACCAACACCCAGGAAUCGGAUACGCUCGAGCUGACCGGAAUGGACCCGGUACAUGUACAGCGUCCAUCGAGCCCAGGCGUCUUCGUGACGAAGGAGGUCGUGAAGUCGUGGGAGGAGCAAGGGAUGCCGUAUGAUGGGACGACGCCGGUGUACGGGAGAAUCGAGCCAGUGCGAUAUCAGAGGCCUCCUGUCGUGUCCCUGCAAGAGCGAAUGCAACCGGCAAGUGGUUGGGCGGCGUAG